Messenger RNA from Closterium sp. Naga37s-1, 1438 nucleotides. Lineage: Eukaryota; Viridiplantae; Streptophyta; Zygnematophyceae; Desmidiales; Closteriaceae. The record is from the annotation of a GenBank genome assembly.
AUGUCGCCCGACAGCCCUCCGCCUACCUCCGCCCUUUGCCGCCCGAUGCGUGCAAGCGCCCAUGGCGGGCAGGCGGGUGAGGGAAGCGGCGGGCGGGCCGAAGGGGGCCGGCGGUGGCGGUGGCGCGCGCGAUGGCGCGAGGCGGCGGUGGCGGGGGCGCGGCCGCAGGAGCGAUGGGGGCACUCCGCCGUGGCGUGGGAUGGCAAGCUGAUCGUGUUCGGGGGGUGUUUCGGAGCGCAGCACUUCUCCACCGUGCUGGCGCUGGACCUCACCACGCUCGCCUGGGCGCCCCUGUCGGCGCACGGCCAUCUGCCCCCGCCCUGCGACUGCCACUCCGCCUCGCUGCUCUCCCGCGGCCGCAUGCUCGUCUUCGGCGGCACCGACGGCCGCCGCCGCCUCGCCGCCACACACCUGCUGCACCUGCCCUCCAAGCGGUGGCACCGCGUGGGGGGAGGGGCGGCAGGGGAGAGGAGUGCGCUGUGUGUGGCGGGUGGGAGUGUGAGUGAGGUGGGUGGUGCGAUGGAGGAGGGGGGAGUGGAGGGGAGUGAGGUGCGAGAAGGCGGUGAGAGAGGGCAGCAGGGGGGCGGAGGGGAGGUGGAGAGUGGCGUGAGCUGCGUGGACGAGGCGGGGGUGACAGCGAGGCAGGGGGGGAGGGGGGCAGAGGGGAGGAGGCGGCAGGUGGAGAGGCGGGGCAGUGACGGGUCGCACGUGUCGAGCAGCAGUGUGGUGCGGCACGGAGGUGAGAGGGACGAGGGCGAGGGGCUGGUGUUGGGCACGAGGCAGGGCAGUGGCGGCGACACGGACAUGGACGGCAGCAGCCGAGGCACCCCGUGUGGGCGGGUGGGUCCCGUGCAGCCUGGCGCGCUUGCUGCUGUGCACCCCCCUGCCAGGGAGAGCCACGCAGCAGCGGUUCUGUGGCUGCCACGGCGUAAGGGGGUGGAGGACGAAGGGGGAGGGGGUGCGGUGGAGUGGCGAGAGACGGUGCUGGUGUUCGGCGGCAGUGGGGACGAGGAGGGCCGUGAUGGUACGGAUGGGAGUGCGAGGGGGGGAGGCAUGGAGGGCUGGAGGGGAGAGGAGCGGAGAGGCGGGGGAGGGGAGGGGGGCAGCAUGAGCGAGGGGGGCGGCAAGGGGCGGUAUCUGAACGACCUGUGGGCGCUGGACGUGCCGUCCUUGACGUGGUGCCGCCUCCAUGCACCGCACUCACUGCCGCCCGCCACCCAUGCGCCACAUGGCCCGCCAGGGGGCAUGGCACGUCACCCUCCCCCGUGUGCGCGCGACAGCCACAGCAUGGUGGUGAUGGGCGGGGCGGGCGAGCAGCAGGUGGCGGUGGUGUUCGGCGGCGACUGUGGCGCGCGGUACCUGAGCGACCUGCACCUGCUGCACGUCGCUGACCUCUCCUGGCAACAUGUGCGUCCUCUUGGGCAAGGGCUGCGAGGGG